Messenger RNA from Paralichthys olivaceus (Japanese flounder), 1072 nucleotides. The record is from RefSeq and is a predicted model, not a curated record. Lineage: Eukaryota; Metazoa; Chordata; Actinopteri; Pleuronectiformes; Paralichthyidae.
UCCAGUGUCCUCAGGAGGCUGAUUGCUGUAACGGAUCGUGUGUGUGACCGUGAUGAUAACAUGGUCAGUCCACUGUACGUAGCCAUCCACAACCAUCAGGACAAGUGUGUGGAGCUGCUCUUAAGGGAAGGUUAUAGUCCAAAUGCCCAAGACUGCACACGAAGCCUGGGCCUCUCUUCCCCACUCUCCUUCGCCUUGUGCCAUUCAUCCACCAAACCAUACAGUGAAUCUGUGAGGCUGCUGGUAGCUGCUGGAGUCCGUUUGGUUGAGGAGACCUGGAUUCAUGCCUUGGCCACAGAUAAAACAGACCUGCUGGAGCUGAUUCUGGAGCACAGAUUGAUCCCUCGACCCGACACUUUGACCCAGUGCUGUUCUGUAUCGCAUCAUCCUGGGAAAACUGUGUUAACGCUGCAGGAACUGAAGGAGCUGCUCUGUGUGGCACUCAGCCAAGUGCGUUUUGCUGCCUGCUGGCUUCCUCUGCUUCUGAAGGCAGGAUUGGAGCCUUCUCUACUACUUCAACCACACAUGUUGGAACAUGCAGACACUGAGGCGUUGAACUACUUCCUGCAGUUUAUCAACUGGUCAACUUUGUCUGCUCCUUUAAAACAAAUCCUGAUUCAAAGAAAAGCUGGAAAGACCUGGGAACCAUGUGCAGAUUUUGAUUCCAUUCCCCAUCUUUCUCAUAUCUGCCGGCUGAAGGUCAGGGCAGUGCUAGGACCAGAUCGACUGAUGAGGACCAGUGCAGUCGAGCAACUCCCCGUUCCCUCCCUUCUUCACAGCUUCCUUCAAUUUAGGGACGUCCAAGAGGCUUCCUUCUCACAUCUGCCUCCAUCACCACUUUUAGAUCGAAUAUGGGUUUUCCACGGUGCACACCAACAUAGACAUGUUCUAUAACCCCCAGUUUUUACCUGAAUGUUGCUUCAAGGUUGUCAAAAUCAUCUGAUUUUUGGCACCGUUUCAUACACAGUCACAUACAAAGUGUUUUAGGUAAAAUUAUUUUGAGGUAACUAUGUUUUCUUUUGAACCGAUGCAGUGGUUAUAAAUGUUAAAGACUGAAAUAAAUACUUUGUCC